CAUCAAUAAAGAAAGCACUGGUAAUUUAGUUCUCUUGUUCGUGACUUUUCACGCGGGAAUACCAUGAAUAUAUCUGUUAACAAAUUACUAUGAAAAAGGAAUUAGUCAAGUUUCCAAUACGGACUUUGAAGCCGUCUGUAUCUAAAAUAUACUGGAUGAUUCUUACUAAUCGAUAACCUCUCUUGAAUAGAAUUGCACGUUUCCAUGGAAACGUAACAGGUAACACACGUAAACUCUUCAUUAUGAAGUGAAAAAGACAAAAUGACACUAAUGAAAACCUGGAAUAUAGAAAUGACAAUACAGUUGCCGGUUUGAUGAAUAAUGGCGGGCUUUUUUCCCACAAUGUCGUCUGCCCACACGAAAUAAAGGCUGAUAUCAGAUAAAAAUGUUCGUUCAAGAAAUAUGUGAAGAGUGACCAUCUGCCACUGUCACCGAAGGUGUCUUAUCUACUUUAAGAAGCCGUCCUUAUCAUCCAUUGGAAGACGGAAUAAACCACACUCAACAAUGUGUGACCAACAUAAGUCCCCGAGCAGGAACACUAACAGAAGCAAUAAAAGUGAUAGCAAAACACCACUUAUACAGGUGACUGAAGUAUUCCACCCUGAUGACACAGACGCUGACAAUGUUGUAAGUCCACGCCGUCUAAACCGCACUGAUAUCCCAACUAUUGGUAUCGACAAUCUGUCCUUUGAUCCGUGUGAAGACCAUUUACAACAUGUACAUGAAGACUAUCAGAACCAAAGGGAACUUGCCGAUGUUCACACGCCCCUUCCAAACGUUCCAUUUGUGUUUGCUUCUAACAGAAGGGGGAGUAACUCUAAUGUGUUUGUGUUUGAUCCAGACUGUGUUAGCUUAUAUUCUAGAAGAGGAAGUGGUACAUCACGGAGAGGUAGUGCCACGGCUGGUAUUGAUAAAUCAAGUCUAGCUGUUCCAACUUUAAGACAGAUUCGGACAAAUGACUUCUACGACAGCAACACACUAUUACCAGGCUACAAUGACACAUCCACAGACUCGAACCUGCCACCACGAAGUCCCGGACUGGUUAGCACCCACAGUGCUUGGAGUGAACUGCUAAACAUAAACCCUGGAACAUCUAGACGAUCUUCUGAAGGCGGUAUCAGUGAUUUUUCACGUGUGUCGAAUGUUAGCAGCAGCCUAUCUGAACACCUGCGGAAUUUGGUUAGAGCGUUCUCCAGCCGUACCGAGAAGGUCAAAGAGUGCACACUGCAGCCACCGAGUCCGUCAUCACUGUCGGAUUACGCCGGCUCGGAUGCUUUAUCAGCCAUUUCCGCCGAGCCUCAAUUCCGUCAUCGGCUGGACUCGUUCCUGCCAGACCAGCCCGAAGGAGACACAAUCUCUGAAAUUGUGAGGAUAAGAAAUGAGUUCGAGGAAGAAGAGAAGAAGAAAUUCAAGCUGCCAAGAUGGAUCCGAAGGUUAAAAUUUCCACAUGUCAUUGAACCACAAAGUAAAUUAUAUCUACUAUGGUUAUUUAUAGUAACAUUGGCGUUCAUGUAUAAUGCAUGGGCAAUACCGUUGCGGGCAGCCUUUCCUUAUCAAACUCCGGACAAUGUUAAAUACUGGUUGGCGUGUGACUAUUUUUGCGACUUUGUGUACAUAGUUGACAUUGUACUGUUUAAAAUGAGGAUCAGCUUCCUAAAUAGCGGACUUAAGGAGACGCAUCGAUCGAAAACAAGAGCCAAUUACAUGGCAAAGAAAAUGUUUAGAUUUGAUUGUCUGUCGUUAUUACCAUUGGACCUUCUAUAUCUAAUAGAGAUGAAAGUAAACCCUUGGUGCCGGUUACCAAGGGUCAUGAAGAUCCAGACAUUUUGGGAGUUUUAUUCGAGAUGUGACCAUUUGGUUAGAUCAGCACAUGCAGUGAGAAUAAUGAAAACAUUCACAUAUAUGUUAUUUCUGAUUCACGUGGAAACAUGCGGGUAUUAUGCUAUGUCGGUAUAUGAAGGAAUUGGUAUAAAUGAAUGGGUUUAUAACGGAGAAGGAAAUGCCUACAUCCGGUGUUUUUAUUUAGCAACAAAAACGGCGACAUCUAUAGGUAACAAUCCAACACCACAGAACUCAAACGAGUACAUGUUUAUGACGGUUUACUGGGUAUCAGGAGUAUUCGUAUUUGCUUUACUUAUUGGUCAGAUCAGAGAUAUAUUCGAUGCUUCCAACAUGGUAAAAACGACGUAUAACCACAGAAUGGAUGGGGCUCUAAAUUACGUGAAAAACAUGAAUGUACCAAAAGAUACACAAGACAGAGUCCGGACUUGGUUUAUAUAUAAUUGGCAACAACAAAAAGUAAUAGACGAACGAUCCAUGAUGGACGCCUUGCCGAUGAAGCUUCGUAAAGAUUUGGCAAUACAUGUACAUUUUAACACUUUGAGUAAAGUGAAGCUGUUCUCCGAUUGUGAUAAAACUCUGCUGUAUGACCUCGUUUUGAAACUCAAACCGGUGCUAUAUUUACCUGGGGACUAUGUCUGUAAAAAGGGCGAGAUUGGUAAGGAGAUGUACAUUGUGAGUCAAGGGAUAGUAGAGGUCGUUGGCGGUCCCAACAAUUCACUUGUGUUAGCAACAUUGAGGGAAGGGUCCGUGUUCGGCGAGAUAAGUCUACUUGCGAUGGCUGCCGAGGGGAAUAGACGUACUGCUGAUGUUAGGUGUAAAGGUUUUACCAAUUUAUUCAUACUUUCAAAGACUGAUUUUGAGAAUGCUAUGAAAGAUUACCCAGAGGCUCACAAACUGCUAAAGAAAAGAGCGAAGAAACUGCUACGUAUGAACGCUAGAAUUGAACGACAGAGUCAAUGUUCUGUAGACCAGUCAAAGAUAAAUGCAACAAACAUAAUACAUACACCUCCGGAAACUCCUAAACUUGUUAAGACUGUCAUACAGGUAAUGGAUCCAGAAUCAUCUCUUUUACGGAAGCUUAGUACGAGAAGGGGAAGUAAUAAAAACACUAAGAAUGACGAGGAUCCCAAUGUAGCUGAUAAUGGAGCUUAUGAAUCAAGUCCUGAUUUAAACAAAAGAUCAAAGUCAAAUUCCUUAAAAGAUGAAGCCGAAGAGUUCUAUGACAAGAUGCUUUCUGAACGGGACUGGCCCGACGAACAUGUGGAAGUGGAAAACGAAAUACUUGCUAAAAUGGGUGGCCGAAGCGACAAGUUCAAAAAGGAAGAACCCGAGAAAGAUGGCGGGGGAAAUAAUGAGAAGGGAACCAGUAAAACAUCGGAAGUUAAAAGUCCUGGUUCCAGCUCACAGGCGAAGAAAACAAGCGACAGUAGUACGAGUAGUUUUGAUUCUGGUGUGAGAGAUACCAAAGUGACAAGUCCAGGGUCAAGUUCCGUUCGUUCACUUAGUAAUAAAGAUAGUAAAGAAUCCUUUAUUAGUGCUGAUUUAGCAGGUAUAUUGGAGGAUGACUCGGGGGGUAGCGAUAGUACUGAACCUACCACAGAAUUAGACCAUAGCAUUAACUACACCGCAGAUAUGUUUGGUGACAUAGAGUCACAACCAGCUCGUGCAAAAUCCGGCCGUCAUAAACGAACGAAGAAGUCAUAUAGAGCUACAAGCGGGAAAAUUGGAGGUGGAUCAUCACUUCUUAAACGAAACGAUGAAUACACGAAGGCGUUUGCAAAUGGGUUUACAAUAAUCAUAGAUUCAGUAGAUGACAAGGAAAAUUACUCAAGAGAUUGUUUCUCUCCCGAAUCUUCUGAUUCUGGCGAAGAGGACUCAUUCGAUUGUAACGAUUUAUUGGAAGACGAUGACGAUGAACUAGAUAAGAAAGAACAGAUUGUUAAAACAGUGACAUUUGAAGAUACCAAAGAAAAAGAUAGUAAAGAGAACAUAAAAUCCUCAAAUAUCAAACCGUCGAGUGCUCCUGCACCGAGAACACCUAGUGUGUACACUAUGAAAGCCGUUAAACCAUUGGCUAAACCGUUAUCUGCGGGCAAGAGCAAGGCUAGUAUACAAAGGUUGGCUGAUAAAUCCAAGGUUGACAAACAGAACGGAGAUAAAGCGGCGUCUGUUGACGGUAAACCAGCAGACAUAGUUAGAACAAAUUCUGGCGGAAGUGUAAGAAGCAUUUGUGUAGCAGAAGCAGACGACCAUAAAUCAAUUAAUAAUGUCGCUGAACAAUCACAAUCACCGAAUCAGGUCACGUGCUUUGCUGACGUACACAGAGAAAAGACAAUUUCUUCGAAUUCGAAUCAAGAGGAAAUGACCACGUUGUUUUCUCCGGAUAUGGUCCCGGCAGGGAGACAACGUAAAAUUAGUGUGAUUUCUAUUGGUUCCGUCUUAAAAGACAGUCGAGAAACUCUAGUCUGA
Messenger RNA from Ruditapes philippinarum (Manila clam), 4311 nucleotides. RefSeq lists its product as uncharacterized. Lineage: Eukaryota; Metazoa; Mollusca; Bivalvia; Venerida; Veneridae. The coding region runs from base 505 to 4311 and encodes 1268 amino acids. Gene Ontology annotation, cellular component: intracellular cyclic nucleotide activated cation channel complex; plasma membrane. The transcript has 22 exons. Gene Ontology annotation, molecular function: intracellularly cGMP-activated cation channel activity; cGMP binding; protein-containing complex binding. Gene Ontology annotation, biological process: monoatomic cation transmembrane transport. The record is from RefSeq and is a predicted model, not a curated record.